This is a messenger RNA of Python bivittatus (Burmese python), 1117 nucleotides long. RefSeq names its product Wnt family member 3 (gene WNT3). NCBI's taxonomy places the organism in Eukaryota, Metazoa, Chordata, Lepidosauria, Squamata, Pythonidae. The record is from RefSeq and is a predicted model, not a curated record. Gene Ontology annotation, cellular component: extracellular region. Gene Ontology annotation, molecular function: frizzled binding; cytokine activity. Gene Ontology annotation, biological process: neuron differentiation; multicellular organism development; cell fate commitment.
UGCAAACUUCGUGGAGAGUGCUCUUCUCCUCAGCACCAAGCCUGGACUAAUGGAUUACCACCUGCUUGGAUUAACUUUAGCUUUUUUCUUCGGUGACACAAAGGUCCUAGCCGGUUAUCCUAUUUGGUGGUCCCUUGCAUUAGGCCAGCAGUAUACAUCACUGGGGUCCCAGCCUAUUCUCUGUGGUUCCAUUCCUGGCUUAGUGCCUAAGCAGCUUCGCUUCUGCCGAAACUACAUUGAGAUCAUGCCAAGCGUGGCCGAAGGUGUGAAGUUGGGAAUUCAGGAGUGCCAACACCAGUUCCGGGGGAGACGUUGGAAUUGCACAACCAUUGAUGACAGCUUGGCUAUUUUUGGGCCUGUUCUAGAUAAAGCCACACGAGAAUCAGCUUUUGUGCAUGCCAUUGCCUCUGCUGGUGUGGCAUUUGCCGUCACACGCUCAUGUGCUGAAGGUACUUCCACCAUUUGUGGCUGUGACUCACACCAUAAGGGACCACCUGGUGAAGGAUGGAAAUGGGGAGGCUGCAGUGAAGAUGCUGACUUUGGGGUACUUGUCUCACGAGAGUUUGCAGAUGCCCGAGAAAACCGUCCGGAUGCUCGCUCAGCCAUGAACAGGCACAAUAAUGAAGCUGGAAGAACAACUAUCUUGGAUCACAUGCAUUUAAAAUGCAAGUGCCAUGGCCUGUCUGGCAGUUGUGAGGUUAAAACGUGCUGGUGGGCCCAGCCAGACUUCCGGGCCAUUGGUGACUACUUGAAGGACAAGUACGACAGUGCUUCAGAGAUGGUGGUAGAGAAGCAUCGGGAAUCCCGUGGUUGGGUGGAGACACUGCGUGCCAAGUAUGCCCUCUUCAAGCCACCAACAGAGCGUGACUUGGUCUAUUAUGAGAACUCACCCAACUUCUGUGAACCCAACCCUGAGACUGGCUCAUUCGGCACAAGAGACAGGAUGUGCAAUGUGACUUCACAUGGGAUUGAUGGGUGUGAUUUGCUCUGCUGCGGCCGUGGCCAUAACACUAGGACAGAGAAGAGGAAGGAGAAAUGCCAUUGCAUCUUCCACUGGUGCUGUUAUGUCAGCUGCCAGGAAUGCAUUCGUGUUUAUGAUGUUCAUACCUGCAAAUAA